This is a messenger RNA of Coniosporium apollinis CBS 100218, 2739 nucleotides long. RefSeq lists its product as uncharacterized. The transcript is spliced from 2 exons. Gene Ontology annotation, biological process: L-tryptophan biosynthetic process. The record is from RefSeq and is a predicted model, not a curated record. Bases 1 to 2739 code for a protein of 912 amino acids. NCBI's taxonomy places the organism in Eukaryota, Fungi, Ascomycota, Dothideomycetes.
AUGGAUGACGAACCCCGGAGGCUUCGACUGCUGUUCCUGGACGCCUACGACUCAUUCGCGAACAACAUCAUAGCACUCUUUGAGCACACAUUCGCUACUACAGUCACCCGUAUCUACAUCGAUGAUCAGCGGUACUGGGAUUCAGCAGCCCUCUGUGCUCGGAAGGAUUUCUUCUCAUUGCUCAACUCGUUCGACGCCGUGAUUGCAGGGCCUGGUCCGGGCACGCCUCUGAAUGCACGGGAUGUCGGCCUCAUCGGAGAACUCUGGAGCCUGUCACCGGAGUCACGGCUACCAGUAUUAGGGAUAUGCCUGGGGUUUCAGAGUUUGGCACUUGCUUUUGGCGCGACGAUCGAGAGACUCAACAAACCGCGGCAUGGAAUCAUCACCGAGGUCGAUCACAGGAGAACCCACUUGUUCAGGGAUCUUGAGGACAAGUUUUUGGCAACGCAGUAUCAUUCUUUGCAUGUCAACAUACAAAAUGUUGUUCAGACGAAGCGGGAGGUUGACCAUGUAACAGAGCCAUGGUUCCCCUCUCAGGCUUGCCCAUCACUGCUACCUCUAGCAUGGGAUUAUGAUCUCGACAUUCACAAUGGGGCAGUGCUCAUGGGUGUUAUGCAUACAAAUACAAGCAUCCCGUUCUGCGGCAUCCAAUACCAUCCUGAGUCAAUUUGCACCGACUCUGAAGGCGCAAAGAUUGUCGGAAACUGGCUUAGGCAUGUCCGCGCGUGGAAUGCAAAGCAUCGCGUUGGGGAGACGAAUCCAAUGCACCUCAGAGAAACUCCUCAAGCAGCUGAAAACGGCGCUCACACCAGCCCGCUUCGCCAACAUAGUCCCCUCCGAGUAAAGAAGACGUCACCAUCGCAUCGCAGAAGUGCCAGCUGGGCCGCGGUCAAAGUACUGGCAGAGCAACUGCCAACGGCAAACGGCGACUACAUCCGACGGCUGUCACAAACGCUGAAUAUAGUCGACAACCCUACAGCGUCCGGAAGAUCGAAGCUAUUGUCUCUCAUGUCAGCACACUUGAACACAUCGGAUGAGCCGAAUCAGCCGCGGGUAGUUCAGUGGGACUCGGUCCCUCAGGCUUGGCUGAGAGUGGGGUCUAUUUGCGAGCUUCUCGGUAUCCCUGUAUCUGAAGCGGUAGUGCUUGAGUCAGGUAAUCACUGCGAGAAAGCCUCUGACGAUGAAAAUGACGACGAGUCGGACUACGACAACGGACUCCGUACCGACAGGUUCAGCAUCAUAGGCCUCUUCAUUCCAGAACGCACCCUGAGAAUACACUACCAUGUUCACAACCAGCUCUUGGAACUUCGCUUAGGCAACGACACUGUUAUCUUCUCGAUGCAAACUGCCGAUGUUUGGUCCGACCUCAAGGCCAUCGUGGAGCACUUCCGCGCGAUCAACGGUCCUACAGAAUUGCCUUUCUGGGGGGGUCUGAUGGGCUUCGUAUCUUAUGAGGCAAGCCUGGAAACAAUUGGCGUUGUUCCGUCAACUCAGCAGGAAGCAUCCUCCCGAGCGGAUAUCUGCUUCGCUCUCAUAAUGAGGAGCAUUGUCGUGGAUCACAGGAAGGAAAUGAUUUACUACCAGACCAUCGAGCGCAACGAUUGGGACUGGCUGCAUCUUGCCAGGACACGGCUGCAGGAACCAUACCAAGAUUUCACGCGGCCCAACGUGCCAAUCUUUCUAGAGACUUCCUGGAGGCCAGUCAUAUCACAGACUCUGAGAGACGAGAUGCGCGUUCCGGACAUCGAUUCGUGGAUUGGAAAGAACACCCAUGUCGCUCGGGAUCAGAUUUUCGUGCACGUCAAGAGGCAUUUCCUGGGGCAGGUGCGGGCGACUGGUAUACGAAACUCGACGUACAGCCGUAAGGUCCAAGAAUGCCAGGAAGCCAUCCGCGCAGGCAACUCUUACGAGCUCUGCCUCACUGAUCAAUCUUGUAUGCGUCUGCCCAUCAGCCCGCCCGAGGCAGGUCUGUCUUGGGUCUUGUACCGCGACCUCGUUGUGAAGAAUCCCGCACCUUUCAACGCCUAUCUACGAUUCGGCCAGGAUGGCCAUGGCGUCCAUACUAUCAGCAGCAGUCCCGAGCGCUUCCUCUCCGUCACACGCAAUGGCAAAUGCCAGUACCGUCCCAUCAAAGGCACCGUCAAGAAACAGCAGGGUGUGACCCGCAAAGACGCCGAAUACAUCCUCAGCUCAAGCAAAGAGCGCGCGGAGAACCUCAUGAUUGUAGAUUUGAUUCGUCACGAUCUCCACGGCGUCGUCGGCGCCGGUAACGUCGAAGUCACCAAGCUGAUGAGCGUUGAGGAGUUUGAGACCGUCUACCAGCUUGUAUCGGUGAUCGAGGGAGAUCUGAAGAAAGCGAAGGAGCCGAAGACGGCGAUCGAUCUGUUGGCGGCCUCGCUGCCGCCUGGCAGCAUGACUGGCGCGCCGAAGAAGCGCUCAUGCCAGAUCUUGCAGGAUAUCGAGACGGAGACUGGGAGACGCGGUGUAUACUCUGGCGUCAUCGGUUAUCUUGACGUCGGUGGUGGAGCGGACUUCAGCGUGGCGAUCCGCACGGCGUACAAGUAUGACGAUGAGGUAACGACGCGCAGGAAGCCUGAUGGGAGUUUGAAGGCUUAUGAUGAAUGGCGGAUUGGCGCAGGAGGCGCGGUGACCAGCCAGUCGACGGCUGAGGGGGAAUACGAGGAGAUGUUGGCGAAGCGGGACGCCGUCGCCAGGGUGUUCAUGCAAUGUAUCAUCUAG